Arthroderma uncinatum is the source of this 909-nucleotide messenger RNA. Its product is annotated as peflin. The record is from RefSeq and is a predicted model, not a curated record. Bases 1 to 909 code for a protein of 302 amino acids. NCBI's taxonomy places the organism in Eukaryota, Fungi, Ascomycota, Eurotiomycetes, Onygenales, Arthrodermataceae. The transcript is spliced from 2 exons. Gene Ontology annotation, molecular function: calcium ion binding.
AUGCUCGGUGCCUUGCAUCCACCACCUCAACAGCCGGCCCAGAACCAACGGCCUCAAGGCAUUCCUGAUCCGCAUGCACAGCGUCGCGCCUCUGCAACUCAGUCUUUCCAGCCUCCGCGGCAGCCAGGCGGAGGACGAUAUGACUAUCCGCCGUCGACGAGCGCACCCCUUCGAGCCGAUCCAUACUACAACCAAAAUCCAAACCCGUCUAUAGCAAACCGUCUUCACUCUCCUCCUCCACAACACUAUGGCUUUGGCCCCCGCCCUGUUCACCCAGCUCAAAACCGGCCUCCGCCUUCGUCAUAUCCUCCGCGCACACCGCUACCGCCAAGUGCCGGCGGUGCUGGCGCUGCGCUGCCGGCCUCCAACGAACCACACGACCUCUUCCCUCUAUUUCGGGCAGCCAACGCGUCGAAUUCAGGUUCACUCAGUGCUUCCGAGCUAGGCUCCGCGCUAGUGAAUGGGGAUUAUACGUCGUUCAAUCGAGAUACGGUCACGAUGAUGAUUCGUAUGUUUGACCGAGACGGCAACGGCACAGUAGGGUUUGACGAGUUCGUUGCACUAUGGAGAUUUCUAGCUGCAUGGCGAGGCCUAUUUGACCGCUUCGACGAAGAUAUGAGCGGCCGAAUCAGUUUUCAGGAGUUUAGCAAAGCGUUAAUCGCAUUUGGCUAUAAGCUGAGCCCAACGUUUGUUCAGACCUUAUUCACAACAUUUGAAAGCAAGGGACAACGCGGUGUAGCCUUGGUUCCCGGUCGGAAUGAUGGCAUGAGUUUUGAUCUUUUUGUGCAGGCGUGUAUUACCUUGAAGCGAAUGACCGAUGUCUUUAAGAGAUAUGACGACGACCGGGAUGGAUAUAUAACACUUAGUUUUGAAGAAUUUUUAACAGAGAUCUUACCGCUCCGAGAAUAA